UGCAACUUUGUUAAACCGCGCAGCGCUGCAAUUGGUAACUGCUGCAGACAGUAUUUAUUUUCGGCGGUAAACUUGCAGAAUUCAGUUGGGAGCUAACUGUGCACCUCCUCAGGCUGCAAGCAUGGCAGUCUCUUCGAAGCAGACGACAUCAGAGAUAGCUACGGCUUUUGAGAAACUCUUCUACUCGAGUACACUGAGGCUGGUAAGAAGACACGACGCGGGGUGUGUUAGCGUUUUGGCAGUUGAGAGGUAUGUGACAGUACCAGGACCGAGUGUGAAUAACAAUAAGCCGAUCACCACCUGCUACUACAGUUACGACGUAACAGUAACUGACGGAGUGCACCGGGCCAAGUGUCAGUUGGCAUCCGAGCUCAACUCGCUGGUGCACCAGUGCGUUCUGCGGACCGGGGUGGAAAUCAAAAUCGUCCAGUGCGCUUUCCUAUACAACGAGAAGUGCCUUGGCCCGGGCUGCGUCUUGCUUGAGGGCAUAGAGUUCGGUCGGGAGCGCUCGCCACUUCUCCAAACACUGACCGAAGAGGAUGUGGAAAGGCUCCCCUUCUUUACAAGCCGGUUGAGGAAUGUGUUGACCCAGAGCGACGGACCUCUCAAGGUGGAGAAGAAACAUUACUUGCCGCUCUGGAACAACGACGAUCCCUACGGAGUGUUGUGGAAAUGUGACAUCGCACCACCAAGCGAUUGUGUGUGUUCUCUCCCAGUGUCCAGGGGCAUUCACCUGUGCGACUUGGAAUUGUUCUGGGGAUGCACGUCCCGGGUUCCGCCUUUGCUGGUCAGGGUCAUGUACAAGUCCAGACUGAGAUUCUUCGGGAAACCUGAAGGGAGUAUUGACAUGCCUUACCAGGCGUACAUCGAAGUUGCGGACUGCACGGGCCUGAUGUCCAUGGUGCUGUGGAACGAAAUGUGUCCUGAGUGGUACCAGAAGCUGCACGUGGGCACUGUGAUCCUGGUCGAGAACUACGACAUGAAACAGGCCUUUGAGUCGAGGACGCAACCCACCCCAGCAGACCCCAGUAUGACCUUACUCAGAUCAAGAGAAAUCAGUGUGAAUGCAGUGGAUCCCACAGGUAAAAUCACCAUAAUCCCACAGCAGGCUGUGAAACCAGAAUGGAAAUUACCAGAUGUCACCUACAAGUUUGUCAGCAGGUGCCAGCUGGACAGUCUCUCUCCAGGAGACACCUGUGAUGUCAUAGGCAUGGUGACCUUCGUUGGGAGGUGUGAGCGAAUAAAAAAGAAAGGUCAGCCUGAACGUUUCUGGACAUGCCGCUGGGUCCAUAUUGUGGAUGAAACGACAGAACAGCCGUUUAUACUGGAGAUUUUCGCCUCGUCACAGCCUGAAGCUUUUAGCAAUAUUUACCCAAUGUCAUACCUAGUCUGCACACAGAUGAGGGUGGUUGGGGAAGCUCGUGGCCAUCAUAUGAACUACCUCACGUCUUCCAAUGAGUCCCAGGUAUAUAGUGCAGGAUGUCACAAGGGCCAGCCAUACGUCUCCGAUCCCAAAGUGAAGAGCUUUAUACAGUGGACUAAAACCCUAAGCGAGGAAGCCGUGCUCCAGAAGACUGUGAUCGGGGGAUACUACCGCUUCCCCCAUUCUCCGGACAAGUUUACACCGAGCAGUGUAGUUCCGUCCCUGACCUGUACCAGUGAGCUGCAGCAGGAGAUCGAGGAGCUGCAUUACCGGGAGCGGCGGUGCAUCGCAGUGCAGGGCUUCAUCGCUGCCGUGCGCUACGUGGCCUGGCCAGCGGCACGGGGGGGGUCCAGGCGGCAGCCCGAGCAGCCUGUGCCAGCGGCCUCCCCUGAAACCCAAGAGCCCCGAGACAAGACUCGCCAAGGAGCCCCAGCAGCCCGGUCAAGAGCUGGCACCCCAAUGUCUGAAUCAGGGGAGCUGGAUAACCGCACCACUGGCACUUCAGCUAAACAAAUCAGAAGCCCCUACAACUUAAGGGUGACCAAGCGUCGGUAUUGCACAGGAGCUGCCAACCAAACACGAAGGUGCAAAAAGCCAUUUACUGUGUUACAUAUAUUGAAAAUAGCAAGUUUUGGCCACUUCGUACAAAUUGUUUUAAUUUGUUUUCUAACACAUCUUUUCAGAGGCAUUAAAUCUGAAGAGGAUGCUCCCACAGAUGAGAAGACAGUUCAGGCUGACUCAAGGAAGAGGAGUCGCCCACAGCAGGAAGACUUGGAGCAGCCUGGCCCAGCAGGUUGCCAGAGCAGUAGUGACACGCUUGCAGUGGUGACUCUGGAGGAAGUGUCCAGCCCCUCCUGGGAGUGUGGAAUCUGGUCAGCUGUCCAGCAGCACCUGUCUGUGCACCUGAGUCACAGCCUGCACUCUGCAAGCGUUCCUCGCAAGUUUGACUACAAGCGCAGAGAGUUUCUAAUGCAGCAGCAUAACCUUCACCCAGCCAAGUGGCAGCCUCCUCCAGCAGCUGCCACAGCUUGUGAUGCAGAAGAGUUCACCCCUGUUUGCAACCAUGGAUACUAUAUAGUGACAAUAAUGGGAGUAACCCAGCAGGCGGCCAUAGACGCUGUGUUCCUGCCUGUGACGUCUCCUGAUGAUCCCAGGAGGGUGGGUCGGCCCCAGGCACCCCAUGACAACACACUACUCUCCUGCCUGACAGAGGGGUUUGUCUCCCCGGAGAGCACAGGCACCGCAGGCCGGGGUGGGGCUCAGCAAAGCUUCCCCUCUCCAGGUGAGAUCAUGCGGACGGCAGGGAGCCUUGACAGAAUGCAAGUCGUCUGUCUUCUGGACCUUUUUCAACUCGAAGGAGGCCACGUGGAGGUUUUUCUCAACAAACUCUACAGGAUAACUGAUAUUGCAAUGAAGGUUUAAGAAGCAACUUCCCGCAAGGAUAUGAAACUUCUUUACGAGAAUCGACGGACCAGUGUGUGUCACUGUGUCCGAACACGGUUAAGAAUGGCAUGUUUCUUUGUUCCGUCUGCUUUCUGCAGC
This is a messenger RNA of Polyodon spathula (Mississippi paddlefish), 2965 nucleotides long. RefSeq names its product RPA-related protein RADX-like. NCBI's taxonomy places the organism in Eukaryota, Metazoa, Chordata, Actinopteri, Acipenseriformes, Polyodontidae. Gene Ontology annotation, biological process: regulation of DNA repair. The coding region runs from base 122 to 2845 and encodes 907 amino acids. Gene Ontology annotation, cellular component: replication fork. The transcript has 15 exons. The record is from RefSeq and is a predicted model, not a curated record. Gene Ontology annotation, molecular function: single-stranded DNA binding.